Tigriopus californicus is the source of this 1828-nucleotide messenger RNA. RefSeq names its product cytochrome b5-related protein-like. The record is from RefSeq and is a predicted model, not a curated record. The coding region runs from base 115 to 1437 and encodes 440 amino acids. The transcript has a single exon. Gene Ontology annotation, biological process: lipid metabolic process. Gene Ontology annotation, molecular function: heme binding. Lineage: Eukaryota; Metazoa; Arthropoda; Copepoda; Harpacticoida; Harpacticidae. Gene Ontology annotation, cellular component: mitochondrion.
UCAAGUUCUAUAACAUAGUUUGUGCUUUUGUAUCAGUAGCAAUUACUUCAAAGUGCAAGGAAGGACUUUUUAAAAGAGUUCCCUUUCUGGUUGGGUUCCAAUCAGUGAAAAAGUAUGGCACCCAAGGCGAGUGCAUUGGUGGAAGGAACCUUGACCAGUGAGGCUUUGCAGGAAAUCGCUCAAGUUGCCCACGUCGACCAAUGGAUCGAAUUCAAGAAGAAAUACGAUGAUAUUGGUGAUUCCAGGCUCUGGCGGAUCCACAAUGACCUCUACGAUCUGUCAGAUUUUAUCGACAAACACCCGGGAGGGUCGAUGUGGAUUGCCGAAACCCGAGGUACGGAUAUCACCGAGGCAUUUGAAGUAGCCCACGUUUUUGGUGACAAUUUUGGCAAGAUUCUGACCAAGUACCACGUGCGAUCAGUGGAAAAUUCUCCUCGAAAAUCUCCCUUCACCUUCAAGUCGGACGGAUUCUAUCAAACGUUGAAACGUCGUGUGCAAAAGAUCCUUAAGGAAGUGGGCACGGGUCCAAGUCAUCAAAUGCUGUUGAUCCAAGAUGGCUUGUUCUUUUCCUACGUGACUUUGCUUCUCCUGACUGCAUGGCUCGGGGGUCCUUGGAUCCUAGUAGUAGCCACGGGGUUGAUCCUGGGCAUGACCUGUAGUUGUGCCCACAAUUUCUUCCAUCAACGCGACAACUACCGAAUGUAUUUGGGUGACUUGUCCGCCAGUCAUUCACGUGAUUGGCGGAUCUCCCACAUGCUUUGCCAUCAUUUGUUCACCAAUUCUGCCAUCGACGUAGAAUCCAGCGUGUUCUUGCCCUUCAUCAACUGGUUCGUGGUUCCUGAUAAGACUUGGACCCAGUUGCACCUUUUCCCAAUGCUCUAUCCAUUGAUGUAUUUACUCACUUUCCCGGUGAAUCUGGUUCAAAGGCCUUUCUUUGUCCUGAAAGGCGAGACACCAUUUCGUUUGGAGUACGUUUUACCGUACGUCCCGUUACUUGUGUUCCUUAGUUUCGGGCUAAGUCUCGUCAGCACCAUCCUGGUGUGGUUUACCAUGCACGGCAUUGCUGGGUUUUGGAUUGUAUUCACCUCCUUAAUUGGAACCCAUCAUCACCCGAGUGUGUUUCACGACGGUGAUUACUUACCCAAGGAUCUAGAUUGGGGAAUCAGUCAGAUAGAUACCACAAGAGAUGUGAACAAGUCGGGUAACUUGUUCUUGAUUGCCACCUCCUUUGGGGAUCAUCUGCUGCACCACUUGUUCCCAACUGUGGACCACUCCAAGUUGGAUUACUUGAUCCCUGCAUUGAAUGAAACCCUGACCGAGUUUGCCAUUGAAUAUCCCGUAGCAAAUCAAUGGAACAUGGUUCUGGGUAUGCAUAGCCAAAUGACCCGAACCAAACCAAACACUCACAUGGAGAGACGACAAAUGAGGAUCGGCUAACAUCCAUGCCGUUUCCCUACCAAUCAUGAAAUAUACGGUGGAAAUAUACCUUUUUGGGAGGUUUAUAUAUUUCAUAUUUGUCAUUUUGGGGUCAAAAUCUAUUCGCCGACUGAUUUAUCAUCUACGCGUGCGGCAUUGAGGUCUUCCGAUAGACAUAGGUGUUGAUAGUUACUGGUAGUAUGAGAAUACUGUGCCACCUGGGUUUGAGCACCGUUUUGAGCCAGGUGAAGAGCACAAAAAAAUAUAUCUGCUUGGAUGAUUGUCCGCCCAACUUUCGGGAAGGAAAAGUCCAAAAUGAUCAAUCUAAAGCGCAGCUUACAUUAGUCUAACAUAAUUAUAAAGCUCACAUUGUGACCUCGUUCUAGUAUGUAUAGAGUAAGGGAUGCAUCAA